Daldinia loculata is the source of this 823-nucleotide messenger RNA. RefSeq lists its product as uncharacterized. The record is from RefSeq and is a predicted model, not a curated record. Bases 234 to 791 code for a protein of 185 amino acids. Lineage: Eukaryota; Fungi; Ascomycota; Sordariomycetes; Xylariales; Hypoxylaceae. The transcript has a single exon.
AAUCACUGGAUGGCGAUCUUCACAUAUCGACAGAUCCCAAAAUCUCCCCAUACAGGCCCUUCCCGCCUGUUCUGAGCGCACACUAUCAGUGGAAGAUAAUCACCCCAACAUUUCACCUUGGAGAUACUAUAGACAAACGACUGUUCGCGGUUAAGGUCCACACGGGCUUUGGUGGGCAUGGACCUGGAAGACCAGGCGUGGUUCUGCAUAAUGGGCCUACCGAUAAGUACCCAAUGCUUGCCGCUGCCGGCGACGAACUCCGUGCCAACGUCUACUCACUCAGCGGGAUUAUUACGCUGCCCCCAUUGUCAGGAAACAUUUCUGACGGGAACCGUACGGAAAUAUUGCGUGCCGCGAUAAGUUUGGGCACAGCAGUAUUUCGAUUCUCGAUUGAGGUCGGGCAAGAUAAGGAGUUAUGGCGCGAAGACUUCGAGUGGCGGAAGAGCAAAGGCAGCGAGGAUAAGAUCCUGGUCGACGCGCCGUGGAAGUGUGGAUUCAAACUCGUCAGACUUUCCCCUCGGACCGGAAAGGAUGAUGAGAUACUCCAGAAGAUUUCAACCCAAGAUCAAGAAUUAGUUGCUGUGUUCGCCUGGAAUAGCAACUUGCAUCUGAUGGAUCCUUUCAAGAUCGUAUUCAGGGGGAAUGGCCGGACAGGUGUGCUGGGAGAGAGAUUUGCACUUAUGACUGUGAUCACGGGCUUGAGAUUAUGGGGUCUUAAGCAGCAGGGAAGGACCUCCGAGAGCAAAAUCGCAUCCGGGGAAGCUAGAUAUGUGCCUGGUGCUACUGGGUAGAUGCAAAAAGCAUAGGGGGCGUGAUUAGUGAG